AUGGCAUCUUUUGACCCCAAAGUGACGACCCGUGUGCUGACUCAGCCAGUUAUCGCGAUGAUCAGCGAUAACCUUUCUUCUCGCCAAGACUCUCACCUCGGAUCUUUUACAAGACACAGGAGAGACUUGUCUGCCAACCCGCAGGCCGCAAAUGUUACCAGCAAGGUCUUCGUCAGGUCCACGAAAAGUGGAAAGGUACAAAAGAUUGUCCGCGAGCUCUAUUUGAGAGAAGAUAUUCCUUGCUCUUCUAAGCUCUGUUCACAAUGCCCGACUAUCGCGCCGGCUGAUGCCAAUGGAAACAUUGCGCCGUUCAUCCUAUCCGAUCGCCCCGCCGGCACAAAGGCAUUCCCGCGAGGCCACUAUCUUGUUCCAGAUACAAAUGCGCUGCUUAAUGGAAUGGAUCUUUUCGAGCACACUGGGGCCUUUUACGAUGUUAUUGUCCUCCAGACCGUCCUCGAGGAAUUGAGAAACCGAUCGCUACCACUCUACAACCGUCUUCUAGCUCUCGUAAAGUCGGAGGAAAAGCGCUUCUAUCUCUUUUUCAAUGAGUUCCGCCGAGAGACUCAUGUGAGGAGAGGUCCGGAGGAAACAAUCAAUGACAGGAAUGAUCGCGCUGUGCGGGAAAAAGAGAAAGCGAUCCCAGCAAUUGUAGUCAUCACCGAUGACAAGGAGAACCUUCGGAAAUGCAAGGAAGAAAAUGUGGCGGCCUUGUCGCUAUCUGACUAUGUCUCCGGUUUGGAGGGAUCCGAGAUGUUGCUGGAUAUGAUCAGCGAGUCAAAAGAUGCGCGGGAUGCCAAAGAGGCGACUCGCGGGGAAUUAUUCUACCCCGAAUACUUUUCAAUGUCAAAACUCACGACUGGCUUGCGAGCUGGGACACUGCACCAAGGAGUGUUCAAUGUUUCUCCUUACAACUACCUGGAAGCCUCCGUCAAGACCGCAGCUUUCGAUAAACCUCUUCUCAUUCUGGGACGUGAUAACAGUAACCGCGCUAUUGCAGGUGACUCGGUCGUGGUUGAAGUACUGCCAAAGGAUCAGUGGAAAAGCCCCUCGACCAAGAUUGUGGACGAGGAGGCCGUGACCCGUAAUGAUAACCCUGAUACCGAAGAGACCGAGGCUGUGGUGACAGAUAGAGAACGCAAAGCUCUCCAGGAAGAAGUCAAGAAGGCCCAUGGCAAGAACUCGGAUGGCAAGCCACAACCCACCGCCAAGGUUGUUGGUGUGAUCAAGCGCAGCUGGCGUCAAUACGUUGGUCACGUUGACUCAAAUUCUACUGGCUCACAGGCCUCCGGCAGACGGCAACAAAACGUUUUCUUACUGCCUAUGGAUAAGCGUAUCCCUAAGAUCAGAGUACGCACAAGACAGGCUAGCGAGAUUCUCGGCCAGCGUAUCCUUGUCACCAUCGAUUCUUGGGAGCGUGAUUCCAGAUACCCUACCGGUCACUUCAUUCGGUCUUUGGGAGAGCUCGAAACUAAGGGGGCCGAGACCGAGGCUCUUCUGCUUGAGUACGACGUACAGUACAAGCCGUUCCCCAAGUCUGUAUUGGACUGCCUACCAUCCGAAGGACAUGAUUGGAAGGUCCCUGCCUCGAAGGAAGACAAGGGCUGGAACGGCCGGAAAGAUCUUCGAGACUUGCUUAUUUGCAGUAUCGAUCCACCUGGCUGUCAGGAUAUUGACGACGCACUUCACGCGCGCCUCCUACCAAAUGGAAAUUUUGAGGUUGGUGUCCACAUUGCGGAUGUGUCGCAUUUCGUCAAGCCCAACAACCCAAUGGAUCUCGAGGCCAGUGUUCGCGGAACCACUGUUUACCUAGUCGAUAAGCGUAUCGACAUGCUUCCACAUCUUCUUGGCACAGACCUGUGCUCCCUCAAACCCUAUGUUGAACGAUAUGCCUUCUCGGUUUUGUGGGAGAUUACUCCUGACGCUGAGAUAGUGUCUUCAGACUUCACCAAGUCAGUCAUUCGUUCCCGAGAAGCAUUCAGUUACGAACAAGCUCAAUUACGUAUCGACGACAAAUCACAGCAGGACGAGCUGACCCAGAGCAUGCGCACCCUCUUGAAAUUCUCCAAGGUUCUCCGUCAGAAGCGUAUGGACGCUGGUGCAUUGAACCUUGCCUCCCCGGAAGUCCGCAUCGAAACAGAGGGUGACGAAGUGGGCGAUCCUUUGACGGACGUCAAGACUAAGGCUACGCUCGACACUAAUAGCUUGGUUGAGGAGUUCAUGCUUCUCGCCAACAUCACCGUUGGCUCUAAGGUCUACGAGUCCUUCCCUCAAACAGCCUUGCUACGUCGACACGCUACUCCCCCACCUCAAAAUUUCGAGGAUCUUCAAAACCAACUCUCGAAGAAGCGGAACAUGGAACUUGAUGUCUCCAGCUCGCGAGCUCUGGCUGAUUCUUUGGACCGCUGCGUCGACCCCAAGAACCCAUUCUUCAACACCCUUGUCCGUAUCUUGGCAACCCGUUGCAUGACCUCUGCCGAGUACUUCUGCGCGGGUGCCUUUGCCGAAUCUGAAUUCCGUCAUUACGGUCUCGCUUCCCCCAUCUACACCCACUUCACUUCGCCUAUUCGACGAUAUGCCGAUCUGAUGGUUCACCGGCAAUUGGCUUCUGCAAUUGGUUAUGAAGGCGAGGAUGGACAUGCAGUCAUCGAGGGUGUCAGCACCCGCAACAAGCUAGAAGACAUCUGCCGAAACAUCAACGUCCGUCACCGCAAUGCACAGCAUGCCGGCCGCGCUAGUAUUGAGUACUACGUGGGCCAGGCUCUCAAGGCCCGUGGAGAGAAGAUGGCCGCCGACGGUGUCGAUGCGGGCAUUGAAGAAGAAGGCUAUGUGAUGCGUGUGUUUGAGAACGGUGUUGUCAUCUUUGUUCCUCGCUUCGGCAUUGAAGGUGUCGUUCGUUUGGAGGACUUCGUCCUUCCCGGCGAAUCUGGAGCUCGUUCUGUCGCGGAGAGACGGGAGCUAGCUCCUCACCGCACCACAGACUUUGAUAGCGAAGAAUACACCCUUCGUGUGGAAGAGAAGGGUCACCCAGAGAAAGAACGCAGUGUGACGGUUGAACUUUUCCAAAAGGUUCGUGUCAAUGUCAGCUCCGUUAAGGAAGAGGGUCGCGGCGCCGGCAAGAGAAGGGUCCGAAUUCUGGUUAUGGAGGCAUGA
This is a messenger RNA of Penicillium coprophilum, 3150 nucleotides long. RefSeq names its product exosome catalytic subunit DIS3. The transcript has 4 exons. Gene Ontology annotation, cellular component: cytoplasmic exosome (RNase complex); nuclear exosome (RNase complex). Lineage: Eukaryota; Fungi; Ascomycota; Eurotiomycetes; Eurotiales; Aspergillaceae. Gene Ontology annotation, molecular function: 3'-5'-RNA exonuclease activity; endonuclease activity; RNA binding. Gene Ontology annotation, biological process: rRNA catabolic process. The record is from RefSeq and is a predicted model, not a curated record. Bases 1 to 3150 code for a protein of 1049 amino acids.